AUGUCUUCCCUGCCCCCACCCCGUCGACUCGUCGCAGCCCACGCCACGGACGGCACCCCCGUCCUCCUCGAACACCACUUUCCCUCGGCCGACACCGACCCUGCCACACUCAAAGCCCAGGUACUCUUUCUCCAGCCCGACCUCGUCGCCAAGCCAGAAAAGGCGGUAGAGUGGGCUGAAGCAAGGCCGGACAAGAUCCCGCAUGACGAUGCUAUCAGUGUGCGGUAUGUAUAUCUGCCUCCCAGCGCAGAUGGCUUUUUCCAUUUCACCCAGACUAUCGACUAUCUCGUGAUCACGCACGGCGAACUCGAGAUGGAGUUACACGACGGGACCAAGACGAUCGUCCAUCCUGGCUUUAUCGCAUUUGUGGGUCCUUCUGAGGCAGUAAAAGUGGACGGAAAGGGGUUGGAGGAGCCGUUUUUCAAUGGAUAUCUUGCCAAGUUUUAG
This is a messenger RNA of Cryptococcus wingfieldii CBS 7118, 447 nucleotides long. RefSeq lists its product as hypothetical. Bases 1 to 447 code for a protein of 148 amino acids. The transcript has 4 exons. The record is from RefSeq and is a predicted model, not a curated record. Lineage: Eukaryota; Fungi; Basidiomycota; Tremellomycetes; Tremellales; Cryptococcaceae.